AUGCAUCCACGGCUUCAUCCAGCAUAUGUUGCGUGUUUAGUCUACUUUACUCUUAUCGUUGAGGGAGCCCGAAGAGAAACCCUCGCUGUUGAAGGAGAUGCUGAUAUUGAGGCCGAUCCAAUUUGUGGUCUUCAUCCAGUUGAUAUCCUUACGUCAAGUAUCAUACAGAGCUCCAUCACUAGCGAUUCAUCCGACAUCUUUAUUAUUGGAAAUGCAUUGACGUCUCUCUACCGUACACAACCAGAAUAUUACACAUUUCUGACGCGCUGUACUACCGCUUGGCACAGAUGUCAGAAGGCAAAGCUAUCAGGAAGGGAAGCAUUGACGCUACUGGCUCAAAACCAGCCAUGGAAGAAACUCUGCAAAGAAGGACUAUCAUUACCAUCUUUUCAACAGAUGGAGACUGCAUAG
This is a messenger RNA of Rodentolepis nana, 411 nucleotides long. NCBI's taxonomy places the organism in Eukaryota, Metazoa, Platyhelminthes, Cestoda, Cyclophyllidea, Hymenolepididae. The record is from the annotation of a GenBank genome assembly.